GUCCAGGCAAUUAUUAUGUCUAUGAGCUGGUUAGACCAACUUUCUGCUAUUCAGCAUACUGUGCAGCUGUUACUAACAUCAGCAGCACUCAUACAACAGUCACACCAGAGACGAGCCCAGCUGAAUAUACCUCUGUUGACCCCUGCUACAACUACACUGUGCUGGACAAUCCAUGGAGAGCCACUAACAUAUAUGCUUCAGGCAGUAAUUGUGACCAGUAUGUCACCUGGAGCGGCUGGUAUCGUCUCUUCAUUAACAACAUGAGCGCUCAGAUUCCAGACACAUGUGUUGCUCAGUAUAGCUGUGGCACUGCUGUCCCACUGUGGAUUCGUGGUGGACACCCAACAGUUGAAGAUGGAGUCGUCACUCGAGAUGUCUGCGGUCACUAUAACAAUUACUGCUGCUAUUUCGGGUCUUUUCCCAUUAAAGUCAAAGCCUGUCCAGGCAAUUAUUAUGUCUAUGAGCUGGUUAGACCAACUGUCUGCUAUUCAGCAUACUGUGCAGCUGUUACUAACAUCAGCAGCACUCAUACAACAGUCACACCAGAGACAAGCCCAGCUGCUGUUACUAACAUCAGCAGCACUCAUACAACAGUCACACCAGAGACGAGCCCAGCUGGUAUAAAUAUAACACUGCCAGAAGAAUGCACCAGUCAGACCCCUGGAGGAUGUCUUCAAAAUCUUCUUGAGCAGAUCGAGAACAUCACAGCUCAAGUGCUUCCUUUAAAUACUGUGACAAACAUUUUGAAUACGGUCUUCAACGCUUCAGAGAAGAUUGUAGAGUCAUCAUCAUCUGCAAGCCCAGCUGAACUAGCCUCCUAUGGAAACCGUAUGUUAAAAACUAGUGAGAAACUCAUCUCUGCAUUAGUGAAGCCGACAGACACAAGUGACAGAGUCAGUUUUACUCUUGCUGUUGUAGAGGGUCAAGUCUUCAUGGUUGGACCACAGGUCACCUUAAAUAAAAUCCUUCGACUUGACACGACAAAUUCUUCUGUGGACAUUGAUCUCAUUGGGAUCGCCAGGAACAACAAUGAAAGAUCAGCUGCUGUGGCUUUCAUGAGCUAUGUCACGAUGGAGAAUCUACUGAAGCCAGACUUCUUCAACACAUCAAAAGACACGAUUAAAACCAUGAUGUCCACUGUGAUCUCAGCUACUCUUCCCAAAACCACCAACACUAAACUCACCAAACCAGUCAACUUCACCCUGAAACACAUCAGAGAGUUUGAUCCCAACGGUUCUCUGUCCUGUGUGUACUGGAAUAUCAGCGAGUGGAUUGUAGAUGGUUGUUCUGUUUUAAAGACCAACAGCAGCUACACUGUGUGUUCCUGUGAUCAUCUGUCCACAUUCGCUCUUGUGCAAAUCAGUCGCCCACCAGAGAGCGACUCACAGCUGGAGCUGUUGACUUUGGUGUGUGUGAUCGUGGGACUGGUGUUCUUCAGUUUGGCCCUGUUGGCUUUUGUCCUUUAUAAAUGGAGUCCUGUGCGUGAUUGGAUACAUGGUUCCGUUGUGCUGGUUCCUAAAGGUUACAACAGGGAAGAGUUACGCUGCAGUACACAAAGUGCUUCAGAUGUCUCUGCUGUGGACUCAACAAAAUCAAAAGUGUCUCAAAAAACACUGAAGACCACAACAUCAUUUUAAACCUAGAAUGCAUGAACCAAAAAAUUAAAAAAUUAAAAAAAAUGCAUAAAGGGGGUGAAAAUGGCCCAUAUUGGAAUAAAAAAGGUGUCCUAUUAAUGAAAUAAUUAAAAUAAUUGAUGAUACGCAAGUAUUUUAAUAUAGCAAACAUGUUUAUUAGUCCACUUUUCUAUUUGCAUUACAAAAGAUUACAUUUAUUCUUUUUAAAAUGCUCUUGUACCUUUUUCUACAACUCCAAACUAAUUUAGAUCUACUGUAUAUUCCCGACUGAACCUUCACUCCCCACAUUUCUCACAGACCAUGUAAAAAUGAUCAGGCAGAGUCAGAAAAUUUCACAUCAGAUUUGCACCUUUCUAAGCAUAUCUUUUGGGCAGAGUUUGAACCUCUUCCUUUGUUUGGGCCUUCAGCUGUCCUUUGCUGUGGCCUUUAUCCUUUAUCCCCUUUAUGCAUUCAAGGGUUCAGGAAAUAGAAAGUACCAUUAUUAUACAGGUGAUUUUAUAUAACAGAAUCAAUGUUUUUGGAUGUUUAAUGUAAUAAUGCCAAUUCACAUUGCAACGACAGACGCAGACCGUGAUGUGGACAAUCACCAGAUUACAGUACCUCACUCCCCAGACGUUCCAUGACCCGACAAACAUUUGAUUCAGCAUGUUCAGUCGGCAAAAACAAGAACUGACCAACAUCAACAGAUGCCGACAGGAGUAACACACUGAUCAGACAAAUCCAAUUAACAUUUCUGUUGCCGUCUGUUGGUUCAGUGUAAAUUGGCAUAUAGUAUCAGCUUCUUUCUGCAAAUGAUAUUAAAAUAUGAUAUACAAGUUUCUUAAUAUUACGGCUGCCGAUACUACUGAUGUAAAAUAAGUAACUCUAUUUUAAUUGCACUCAAGAUUUUUUGGUGG
Molecule: messenger RNA, 2530 nt
Organism: Sinocyclocheilus anshuiensis
Lineage: Eukaryota; Metazoa; Chordata; Actinopteri; Cypriniformes; Cyprinidae
Product: adhesion G protein-coupled receptor L4-like
Exons: 13
Coding region: 261-1637 (458 amino acids)
Biological process (GO): adenylate cyclase-activating G protein-coupled receptor signaling pathway
Cellular component (GO): plasma membrane
Molecular function (GO): G protein-coupled receptor activity
Source: RefSeq, a predicted model, not a curated record